Messenger RNA from Staurois parvus, 560 nucleotides. NCBI's taxonomy places the organism in Eukaryota, Metazoa, Chordata, Amphibia, Anura, Ranidae. The record is from the annotation of a GenBank genome assembly.
AUGUCCCUUACAUUGGAGGUCAGUGGGAAGAAUGCCCCUUACAUUGGUGUCAAUGGGAAGAAUGUCCCUUACAUUGGAGGUUAGUGGGAAGAAUGUCCCUUACGUUGGUGGUCAGUGGGAAGAAUGUUCCUUACAUUGGAGGUUAGUGGGAAGAAUGUUCCUUACAUUGGUGGUCAAUGGGAAGAAUGUUCCUUACAUUGGUGGUCAAUGGUAAGAAUGUUCAUUACAUUGGUGGUCAAUGGGAAGAAUGUCCCUUACAUUGGUGGACAGCGGGAAGAAUGUCCCUUAUGUUGGUGGUCAGUGGGAAAAAUGUUUUUUACAUUGGUGGUCAAUAGGAAGAAUGGUUCUUACAUUGGUAGACAGCAGAAAGAAUGAGGGUCAUUGGGAAGCAUAUCCCCUUACAUCUGCAGUCAGUGGAAAGAAUAUGCCUUACAUAGGGAAUCAUUGGGAAGGAUAUCUCUUACACUGGAAGUCAACAGGAAUAAUGUCCUUUACAUUAGUGAUCAUUAAGAAAAAUGUACCUUACAUCGGUGGCCAAUGAAAAUAAUGCCCUCCUUACA